Messenger RNA from Zeugodacus cucurbitae (melon fly), 880 nucleotides. RefSeq lists its product as uncharacterized. Gene Ontology annotation, molecular function: catalytic activity. The transcript is spliced from 2 exons. The record is from RefSeq and is a predicted model, not a curated record. Bases 206 to 880 code for a protein of 224 amino acids. Lineage: Eukaryota; Metazoa; Arthropoda; Insecta; Diptera; Tephritidae.
CGGCCUCCGCAGAGUUAUUACUCCGUCUGGAACGGGACGGAGACGACGUCGUCUUUAUCCAGGAACCGUGGCUGGGCAGUAACGGUAUUUCUGGUUUAAAGACGAAGAGCCACAAGCUACUUGUGGUCAGCGAUUCAGCAACGGAGACGUUGUCACCGCUAACUUAGAGUGCGGCGUGGAAGGGAUAUGGCUGAUUUCGGCCUAUAUGUCCCACGAUGACGAGGUGGAUCCACGCCCCAUGCUGCUGAGACAGGCGCUGUUGGAGACGCAGCGAAAGAACAUCGGGGCCAUUGUUGGUUCUGAUGCUAAUUCGCGGCAUGAAAUCUGGGGCAGCACGGAUACGAAUCAGAGAGGUGAGUCACUUUUCGAGUUUAUAGUAGAUCUAGAUCUAUGUAUUUGUAAUAGGGGAAAAUCCCCAACUUUUGUAACUGCGGGUAGAGAGGAGGUCCUCGAUCUCACCUUAGUCUCUAACUCGAUUGCACCUUUGAUCUCAGACUGGAAGGUCCUAGAGGACCACUCCUUUUCUGAUCAUAGGUGCAUCGGGUUUAGUCUGGACGAAAUACGUCCACCAACAAAUAUUAUAGGAACUUUAGGAAAACAAACUGGAACCUGUACUCCAAAAGGCUCCGUUUUGCUCUCCGAGAUACACCGGAGGAGAAAUCCUUGCGUAGACAUCUUCAGCUCCGGGGGCAACUAUGCCCUGGAGAGCUCGUGUCCAUUAACGAAGCCGAAGGGCAGAGGGAGACGGAUCUGGUGGACUUUGGAGCUCUCUGAAAUAAGGGCAUCCGUCAGAAGACCUUUCAAAAAGCUCGUAGAAGCGGGUCAGCUAAUGACUGGACGUUGUACAGGGUGGGGCUCGCCGUGUACAAGUCCGAGAUAA